Camponotus floridanus (Florida carpenter ant) is the source of this 1331-nucleotide messenger RNA. RefSeq names its product tRNA methyltransferase 10 homolog A. The transcript is spliced from 6 exons. Gene Ontology annotation, biological process: tRNA N1-guanine methylation. The record is from RefSeq and is a predicted model, not a curated record. Gene Ontology annotation, molecular function: tRNA binding. Gene Ontology annotation, cellular component: nucleoplasm; nucleus. Lineage: Eukaryota; Metazoa; Arthropoda; Insecta; Hymenoptera; Formicidae. Bases 223 to 1239 code for a protein of 338 amino acids.
GUUGCUUCUGUAUCACUGUAAGCACACAAAAAUGAUAGCGUUUACAGCUGGAUUCGACCUUGUUCUGAGUCUGUGCAAUGAUACCGAUAAUGGUUUUCUGCGCAGACGCUCGACGCUUGAAUCUUGUGUUGGAAACGCGCAUGCGUCGGACAAUUCUAACCAAUUUAUGUUUAUACACAUGUGUGUACGUGAUCACGUCAGAGUUAGCGAUUAUUCAAAAAUAUGGAUAACAAGUAUUGUACGGAGGAGAACAAGACUGUCGUUGCGGAUACAUCGCCCGAGUUACCAUCGAAUAUGAGCAAGCGUCAAUUCAAGAAAAUGCAGAAGAUGAAAAAGUGGCUGGAGCAGAAGGAUGAAAAGAGAUUGCGAGAGAGGGCUAAAGCGAGGGAGAAACGUGCUUAUGCACGUGCGAAUAAUUUGAGCCUAGGACCAUCGCGGAAACUGUUAAAGAAAAGCACCAUGGCCAUUAGUCCCUGCAAGCUGAUGGUAACCAUCGACUUGUCAUUUGAUGAAUUAAUGAUCGACAAAGAUAUCGCCAAGUUAACGAAGCAGAUAUUGAGGUGCUAUACCUUAAAUAGAAGAGCGAUAGCACCGAUGCAAUUUUCCCUCACCAGCUUCACUGGCAGGUCACGAGCUGAUAUGGAAAAACACAAUGGAUACGAACACUGGGAUGUGAACUUUCACACCGAAUCAUACAUAAACAUUUAUCCCAAAGAUAAAAUCGUGUAUCUUACGAGCGAGUCGGAAAAUGUGAUAGAUCGUCUCAAUCAUGAAUGGGUAUACAUUAUAGGCGGCCUUGUCGAUCAUAACGCGCAUAAGGGUAUAUGCUACAAGCUAGCGAAAGAUGCGGGUAUCAGACAUGGACGAUUGCCAUUGGAUAAGUUUCUACAGAUGAAGGCGAGGAAGGUGUUAACCAUUGACCAUGUUUUCGAGAUACUAUUAAGAGUCACAGAGGGCAAUACCUGGCAAGAGGCAUUUUUAAAGGUAUUACCAGAGAGAAAAAAUGCUAAACCAAUCGUUCCUGUCCUGCAAUCCAAAGAAGACGAAUCACUCCAAGAUCCGAUGCCUGUUGAUGUGAAUAGUGCAAUACUAGUCAAUGUAAAUAAUACAAUGCAAAUUGAUGUAAGUAAUACAAUGCCAGUUGAUAUACAUAACGUUUGCAAUCAAGAGAAGGAUAAUAAACUUGAAAGUAACGUAGAAUCAAAAAAAGUCUUAGAAGAGCACCUGUGUGCAAUAUAAAUGCAAAUAGUAAUUUAAUUAAUGUCAAACUCGUUGUCUCUUGCAAAGUUAAGAGUGCGAUGACUUUUUGAAAAAUUUUUGACUAUAAGUUU